Molecule: messenger RNA, 2538 nt
Organism: Penicillium macrosclerotiorum
Lineage: Eukaryota; Fungi; Ascomycota; Eurotiomycetes; Eurotiales; Aspergillaceae
Exons: 1
Coding region: 1-2538 (845 amino acids)
Source: RefSeq, a predicted model, not a curated record
AUGGCGACAGCUCAUGGGAUCACCACUCACCUACCAACAGGACCAGUGGCCGCUUCGGCGCCAAUCACUGCAGAUGAAGUACAGGAAUAUGAGCGCAUUCUGAGGAUCAGUGAUGAGAUUUUUGCGGGCUCUCACCCACGUCUCAAGGUCCCCCAGCAGUUUGUGCGCAAACCAGACACGCGGUAUGGCCAGAAUGGGCUUUCUACGCUGCAGGUAGCAAAAGACAAACCUCGAGGGCACUUAGCCGAUAGUGCGUCUUGGAUGGAUAUCACACAGUCUCCCAACAGUUUACAGGCUCCCCCACCGAUUGGCAAUGCGCCACCUACUACCUCCGCAAACACAGCGCCCUCAUCCACCCGCACGCCUCUCAAAACCACAUCAGAGAUUGAUCCCAUCUUUCUGGUCAAGUCAGAUGAUCUUGUUAGGGCCGAGAUCCAAUUGCAGCGACAGAGAGUGGAAAGGGCGUUGCGUGAUCAGUUGGAGCAAAGGAAGCAGGAGCUAAAACAGAAACCUGCCAUCCAAGACACUAAACCUGAUUUCAACGUAUCGGAGGUCUUAGAUAGGGCGCUGGAGAUCGUGCGACCGGUCUCGUUGAGUGACCCAUCUGAAGUGAAUGGGCCCAGCGAUUCCUUCGACGACAACUCCUUCUACUCUAGUAGAGCUCCUGAUUCGCCUCAGCCAGCUGGAGGAAACCAAAAAUCUUCUCCGCCGUCCCAGGUUCAAACCGUGGACCCGGGGGUGCGCGUACCGGUAGAUCAUUACGCAGAUGAAUUACAACGACUUGAAGCUCUGAACCGACCUGGGUCUGACCAGGAAAUGCGGGAGGCUUACCCUGUUGUUUAUGACCAGCAUGCCCUCUACUCUCAGAACCAGCAGCCACCACCCAUACCGAUGAAUACCGCCCAUCAGUCACAUGAGGCACAGCAGGCAGACGUUUUGGAAGAACCAGAAUACUCUCCACCAGCCCCAGUGGCCCCGCCUAUCGAUCUCAGAGAGUAUGAGCGCGACGUAGCGAUUGGUGACAGACGGGGUGGAUACAUCGAUCGAACCCAAGUGGUACCGCAGACUAUCUCGCCUGCAAACAACAUGAAGGUGGUUCAGAAUUCUAUCACUUCUCCGGCAGCUCCUCGACCGUCACGAGUCUCGCCCUUGGCAACUGCAAAGCUUCCCUCAGUUCAGCAGCCUCGAGAUCGACGCUUUGACCAGGCUCCUGGGCAAGUAUUUUCAGAUCCUGAUUCUACCCGUGGCAGUCCCAAUGCACCAGUGCCUCAUCUCACAUCUCGGAAAAGAAGGAAGCUGCACGAGACAGGGGACCAAAUCCAUUCCUCAUCUAAUAAAGGGCAGAAUGCUGACCUCCCUGAAACAUACAUUAAGGAGGAGCCAGUUUCUCCGCCACCCUUUGCUGAUGAUCCCGCUGUGAUCCGAGACCGUCAGCCUCAAGAACGACCGGUAUUUAUCGAUAUCGCAUCCCCCCAGUAUGCCAUUCCACUCGAGAGGCAUGAACACUCACGCCAACAACGACCCACGUAUGAAGUUGGUCAUUAUUCGAUGGUCCCUGUCGAUCAAACGCCGGUCCGCACAGUCUCUCGAUCAGCUAUUCGACGACCGGUUCGUGACGAUGGAGACUUACGACGAGUCGCCAGUAUGCAGUACGCCAGGCAGUCUGAGUAUCCCCGGGAGUACAUUGAAACCGAUCCUCGUGGAACGCGGGCCGCAUCGUACGCAGUUAUGGAGAGGCCGCUACAAGAGCGCCCCAGAUAUUAUGAAGAAGCUCCUUCCUAUGGCCCCCGCUACAUAGCUGUGGACGAUGCCCCCCAGCCUGUUUACCGGGAAUCAUAUUACGAGGACUUCCCCCCGGCGCGCGUUGCGCCUGCGUCUACACGCAGGUUCGUCGUUGAUGAGCAUGGCAAUCAUUUUGAAAUGGUUCCGGCACCCAGAAUGCCACCUAUGGCACCUCCCCCAAGACCGAUUUCUCGAGCACAACACAAACCUGAGUUGUAUGAUGACCGCGCUCCUAUUCGCACUGCCAGCGUUCGUGCCCCAUCUGUUGUGCAGGACCCGUAUGGUGAACGAAGAUACGUACAGGAGAUGCCUCCCCCACAGCCAGUAUACAGGCGUGUAGCUUCGGACUACGCUCGCCCUGUUACUGGCGAGAGAACAUACGCUGCUCCUCUGGAGGGCCAUGACCCAUACGCUCGCAGUGGCAGCGUCCAGGUCGCCGAAUAUGUUCCCCGUCACCCCGCAUACGUCGAGGAACGUGCAUAUGCUCCAGAGCGAGUCAUUCGCACAGCGAGUGUACGGCCCGCCCCUGCUCGGUAUGAAGAGCCCCCCGAAGUUGUCCAACGCGUCGGCAGCGUUCACCCCGGUGGACCUAGCCGCGAAGUGAGCGUAUAUCUAGAUGACAGACAAAUGGGGGAUUACAUUGAGCGGCCGUAUUACGUCCGCGAGCGACGAUAUUACGAAGGCGAUGAAGGAAAUCGCAUGGCGUUGGAAGGUCCGGGCGAGUCGGCUCCGCGCGCUCCCCAGCAACACUACUAA